This is a messenger RNA of Lodderomyces parapsilosis, 738 nucleotides long. RefSeq lists its product as uncharacterized. The coding region runs from base 1 to 738 and encodes 245 amino acids. NCBI's taxonomy places the organism in Eukaryota, Fungi, Ascomycota, Pichiomycetes, Serinales, Debaryomycetaceae. Gene Ontology annotation, biological process: double-strand break repair via homologous recombination; DNA damage tolerance. Gene Ontology annotation, molecular function: ubiquitin-protein transferase activity. The transcript has a single exon. Gene Ontology annotation, cellular component: nucleus; Smc5-Smc6 complex. The record is from RefSeq and is a predicted model, not a curated record.
AUGUACACAGAGGCCCAUAGGACACUCCUCACCUAUAUUAGAUCUGUCAAGUCACUCAAAUUGCAGAACCUUCUUGAUGCAUUUGUCUUGAUCUGUCAGCGCUUGGAAGUAGAGGAUGAACACACAAUGGAGUCACUCAAUCAAUACAUUGCUGAUAUCAAUAUACAAAUAUCCCAACAAGGAUUCAAAAUUGAGCGGAAAAAUGACGAAGUUGAUGGGUCGUUGCAUUUUAUUUUCAUAAAUACCAUAGUUGAUGAAAUAAUGAAGGAAAGUUCGAUGUACACAACUUCAGAACUUGUGUCCAUAAAGGGGAUUAUCGAUGAUAUAAUUGAGGCAUCCAAUUUUGAAUUCUCCACAAGUAGGGCCACGGCACAGCAGAUUGUACAUGCGCACCAAGCUAAGGGAUUAAAAGAAGCUGCCGCGUUUGUUGACCGGUUGAUUGACGAUGGGUGGUUUGAUGCAACCUUGAACGAUCGGUUAAUACUAUCAGUGAAAAGCUUGUGUGAGUUGAAGCAAUACUUGAUUGAUGGAUAUGGAUCAGGUGAAAAUGAUGACGAGGAUGGAGGGGGGAAGCUACUCGUUUGUCGACAAUGUAAGGAAAUUGUUACCAUGGGUAUACUUACACCGGAGAAAGAUGCGUUUCAUCGAAAAUGCUAUGAAGUGUAUUGUAAAAAUAGUGGCUUACCUAAUAGAGAGUCAAGUUUAAUGAGAGUGGGUCCUGAUCUUUCUACUUUAUAA